Homarus americanus (American lobster) is the source of this 330-nucleotide messenger RNA. Its product is annotated as DBF4-type zinc finger-containing protein 2 homolog. The transcript has a single exon. Bases 1 to 330 code for a protein of 109 amino acids. NCBI's taxonomy places the organism in Eukaryota, Metazoa, Arthropoda, Malacostraca, Decapoda, Nephropidae. The record is from RefSeq and is a predicted model, not a curated record.
AUGACAGUGGUACCCAGAGCCCCGUGUCCCCCAGAGCCCCGUGUCCCCCAGAGGAGCGCCGUGUCCCCAGAGCCGCGUGUCCCCCAGAGCCGCGUGUCCCCCAGAGGAGCCGCGUGUCCCCCCAGAGCCGCGUGUCCCCAGAGCCGCGUGUCCCCCAGAGCCGCGUGUCCCCCAGAGCCGCGUGUCCCCCAGAGCCGCGUGUCCCCAGAGCCGCGUGUCCCCCAGAGCCGCGUGUCCCCCAGAGCCGCGUGUCCCCCAGAGCGUGUACAGUUUGUAAUCCUCAACUGGCGUGAAUGCCUGGAGGAGUGUGAGCGUCUUGGUGAAUGCUGA